This is a messenger RNA of Halichondria panicea, 2507 nucleotides long. RefSeq lists its product as uncharacterized. Gene Ontology annotation, biological process: protein phosphorylation. The record is from RefSeq and is a predicted model, not a curated record. The transcript is spliced from 6 exons. Gene Ontology annotation, molecular function: ATP binding; protein binding; protein serine/threonine kinase activity. NCBI's taxonomy places the organism in Eukaryota, Metazoa, Porifera, Demospongiae, Suberitida, Halichondriidae. The coding region runs from base 118 to 2352 and encodes 744 amino acids.
AUAGUGGGGGCGUGGCUGGUAUGCAAGAUCAACAGCACUCCAACAACAAUAAUUAUAGCAGCUCUAUGAUAUCUCUGAGGGAGUGUUCUACUGGAAAUCUACUGUCCAUGACUUGUAAUGGAUGCUCCAGUUGAACCAUCACCUGGUUAUGGUCAAUUAUCUGCAGUUGACGGACACCAUUACAUGUGGAGGGGGGCUGGUCCAGGAGGUCCAGAAGGGUCUAACAUCGUUUCUGUGUAUGAUCCAAGCACUGAGCUGUGGAGCCUCUUUCCCACCACUGGACCUCUACCCCCUGGAGAGCAUGGUAGUUGCUCUGUUUGUGUAGGUCGUUGCCUGUACACCUUUGGUGGUAGUAAGGGUUGGUCACGAUCCACUUCUUUCUUCAAUGACAUGAGCAAGCUUGAUCUGGACACUCUCCAGUGGACCAAAGUUCAAACCUCUGGUAGUCAGCCUAUUAAAAAAUCUUAUUGUGGAUUUAUUCGUGUGAAUGAGAGAACUCUGUGCUGCUUUGGAGGAGUCGGUAUUCAGGGCCCCACACAACCAGGAUCAACAUUCACCAAGGCUGGAUGGCCUGGUAGAUCAAGAAGUGGAUACACAAACGAGUUCCAUUUCUUUGACACACAAAAUGGUGUCUGGUCGUCCCCUGAGCUCAGAGGAGAGAGACCUCUUCCCUGUAGUAGUUUCACCUUCACAAUGGUGGACCAGCACAGGGCAGUCCUCUUUGGAGGGAUGCAAUCUCAAUCUUUCUGGGGUAGGCUCAAUGAUGUCUACCUGUUUGACUUUAGAGUCAUGGAGGUCACUAGGGUGAAGCCAGUACAGGGAGAGCCAUGGCCAGUAGGGAGGGCAGUCCAUGCUGCCUGUUGUCUCAACUAUGGCCAGGAUCACCCUCAACUACUGGUGUACGGAGGACUGGGUAAAGGUUUCAAGAUACUGGGGGACAUGUGGACACUUGUUGACACUGGCAAGUGGACAGAGGUGACACCUCCUGAGUCAAUGACACCACGUCUCUUCCACUCUAUCACUGCCACCAGUCUGGGACCAGGACUCACUGAGGUCCUCGUGUUCGGAGGCAGUGUGAAGUGGCCACUAUUUAAACCUGUUGCUGAUCUUGAGACCACCAUACUGAGAUUUGAGUUGACUGGACCCUCAGCGUCUGUUGUUGGACCCUCGGUUGGGAAAUGGGCUCUCGUGGAUGUGGCUCACAACGACACUAAAGGCUCCGCCCAGCGACUGAAUGAGAAGAGGAUCAGACAAGCAACUGCUCAUGCCUCAUCAGUCAGUGAUACCAGCGACCACUCCUCUCAAGACCGGGUGAGGGCUCUGGAACAACAGUUACUAGCAGCAGAGCAGAGAGAGCACGACACUCAACGUCAGCACCAACUACAGUUGCAAGAGAAAGACCUUGAAUUGGCUACACAAGCUAAAGAAUUGGCAAUUAAAGAUUGUGAAUUAGCUGAGGGCAAUAGAAGAGAAGCUGACCUGUCUGCUCAAAUCACAGCUCUAGAGAGGGAGUUAGAUGGCAAGACGAAAGAGUUGGCAGCACACAACACAGAGGUGUGGAAGAUUCCAGCCAACAGAGUGAUCAUUGGCAGAAGGAUUGGCAAAGGAGGGUGGGGGGAGGUGCUGGAGGGAACAGUGAGUGUGGCCGUCAAACGACUACACGAAGAAAUUGCUGUCCCAAUUUAUGUCGAAAAACUUGAGAGAGAAAUGAGGCUAUUGGCUGAAGUGCGACAUCCAAACCUUGUGCAAUUCAUUGGUGCCAAUUUUGAUGAGCAAAACCAAGCCAAUCGAUCCCCUCCUACUCUCGUCACCGAGCUUCUGGACAUGAAUCUCCGACAAGCGUACGAGAGGAAUCAACUGGACCCAGGAAACCGCCUUUCGAUCUUCAUGGACAUUGCCCGAGCUCUGGACUACCUGCAUCAGCGCUAUGAGCCCAUCAUCCAUCGUGAUGUGAGUGCUCCCAACGUUCUCCUCCAGCGAAUGCCCAACCACCAGUGGAAGGGGAAGGUCUCUGACCUCGGCUCAGCUAACUUCCUGCAGCAUGCUCAUACGAUGGGAGAGGGGGCCAUAAUCUACUCCCCUCCUGAAGUCAUCCCUCAAGCCGCAGAUCCGUUUAAUCCACCUCCAAGACAGUCUGUUAAGAUCGAUGUGUACAGCUACGGCAUUGUCCUCUGUGAGGUGACCGCUAGUCGAUUCCCAAGUGCUGAACAUUAUCGAGACAUGAUUCUCCAAGUACAGAGAGAACAACCUGUUAUGUGUGAGCUGAUUGUCCGCUGCACUAAGAGAGAGCCCAGCCAUCGACCCAGCAUGGCACAGGUGAUGGUGGAACUGAACAAAAUAGCACCCUUUUAACUAUGAACAAUACGAACACCUAUAGUACCUUUUUCUUAUUAGAAUAUUGAUUUUUUAUUUUAGGUUUGUCAUUUGUAGUGUGUACUUAUGUAUGUUUGCACUCUUUAUCUCAAUAUUACAGUUUACAAUCAUUAUAAUUAUGAUGAGUGAUAUAA